UCUUUCCGCAUUCCUACCACUGUCCCAACCCACCCCCUGCACCUGCACCUGCACUUACACCUGCACGAUUGUAUACAUACACCCAUUGUACGUAUAGGCCACGCCGACGGAAACAAACUGUGCCCAGACAAGGGACAAAGAGAGCUUAGCUUGCCUGCUUGCUUGAUUAACUAACUGUUUGAUGGAGACGACGGCUGGAGGAGAGGUGAAACCCAACGCUGAUGCAUCUUCUUUCCAGGUGCAGCACCAGCCACCGCCGGCGGCGGAGCCGAUGAGGAAGAUUGUCCUCGUGGCGUCCAUCGCCGCCGGCAUCCAGUUCGGGUGGGCUCUGCAGCUCUCCCUGCUCACUCCAUACGUUCAGCUGCUCGGAAUACCCCACACCUGGGCGGCAUUCAUUUGGCUCUGUGGACCAGUCUCCGGCUUGCUUGUCCAGCCCAUCGUCGGAUACUACAGCGACAAUUGUAAAUCUCGGUUCGGGCGUCGCCGGCCGUUCAUCGCCGCCGGAGCCGGGCUCGUUGCCAUGGCCGUGUUUCUAAUCGGCUUCGCCGCCGAUAUGGGCCAUGCCGCCGGAGAUUCUCUCCAGAAACGAGCAAAGCCUAGGGCUAUUGCCGUUUUUGUUGUCGGGUUUUGGAUUCUUGAUGUUGCCAACAAUAUGUUGCAGGGGCCCUGUAGGGCACUGCUGGCCGAUUUGUCGUGCGGCAGCGCCAAGAAGAUGGGUACUGCAAAUGCUCUGUUCUCGUUUUUCAUGGCGGUGGGGAAUGUUCUUGGCUACGCCGCCGGUUCCUACACCCAUCUUUACAGGAUCUUCCCUUUCUCCAAGACCACAGCCUGCGACAUCUACUGCGCGAAUUUGAAGAGCUGCUUUUUCAUCUCCAUAGCUCUUCUGAUCACCCUCACCACCUUAGCUCUCGCCAUUGUCGGCGAGACCACCCCGCCGGCGGAGAUCCCGGAGACGCCUGAAAAGGGGGGGAUUCCGGUGUUCGGCGAGCUCUUCGGCGCGCUCAGGGAUCUUCCAAGGCCGAUGUGGAUUCUUCUUCUGGUCACCUGCCUUAAUUGGAUUGCCUGGUUCCCUUUCCUGCUGUUCGACACCGAUUGGAUGGGGAAGGAGGUGUACGGCGGGGAGGUCGGGGUGGGGAAGCUCUACGACCAGGGCGUACGCGCCGGCGCGUUGGGUCUGAUGCUCAAUUCGGUGGUGCUGGGAUUGGCUUCGCUGGGGAUUCAAUUCGGGGCUCGUGGGCUAGGUGGGGUGAAGAAACUUUGGGGGAUUGUGAAUUUUGUGUUGGCGGCAUCUUUAGCCAUGACUGUCGUCAUAACCAAGAUCGCCGAGCACUCACGGCGGCACGCCGCCGACGGGACGCUGCUGCCGCCGGUGGCGGGCGUCAAGGUGGGGGCCCUGGUGCUUUUUUCAGUCCUCGGGAUCCCUUUAGCUGUAACUUACAGCAUCCCAUUUGCCUUGGCCUCUAUUUUCUCAAGUAAUGCAAAUUCAAAAGCUGGACAAGGAUUGUCUCUGGGAGUGCUGAAUCUUGCAAUAGUUAUCCCACAGAUGGUGGUGUCUGUGGCCAGUGGGCCAUGGGACGACUUAUUCGGAGGCGGCAACCUCCCGGCAUUCGUCUUGGGAGCGGUGGCAGCCGCCGCCAGCGGCAUCUUAGCCAUCGUAUUGUUGCCAGCACCACCUGCUGAUGCAGCGGCAGCUACCAAGGCCAUGUCAGCAGGAGGAUUCCAUUAAAGAAGAACAACAAAAAAAUAAAAUGUUUGGGAAUGAAGCAAUCCUUCCUCAAGGUUUCUCUUCCAGCCUAGUUUUGUGUUUUAUAAUGGGGCUUGUAAUUUUUGUGAUCAUAUAUAUAUCCAUAUAUAUAUAUAUAUAUAUAUACAGCUGCUGGUGCUGUCGUAAAGACCAUGGCCAUAGCCCAUAGAUGUUUGCUGUGCUAAGUGUGUGUGUGUUUGUGAAGAAUCUUAUGUAAUGAUAUGUUGGCAAAGAUCAUAUAUAUGCCCCAACGUGGCUUCUGAUCUUUAACAGUCGAUUAUGAAAAGGUUCUUGAAAUUGCUGUGGA
Andrographis paniculata is the source of this 2051-nucleotide messenger RNA. RefSeq names its product sucrose transport protein-like. Gene Ontology annotation, biological process: transmembrane transport; sucrose transport. Gene Ontology annotation, molecular function: sucrose:proton symporter activity. Bases 182 to 1726 code for a protein of 514 amino acids. The transcript has 5 exons. The record is from RefSeq and is a predicted model, not a curated record. NCBI's taxonomy places the organism in Eukaryota, Viridiplantae, Streptophyta, Magnoliopsida, Lamiales, Acanthaceae. Gene Ontology annotation, cellular component: plasma membrane; vacuole.